AUGUUUGGCUGCUGUUUAGCUCUUAGCCUCUGCCACCCUGCCAUUAGCAAAACGAGCUCACCAUCACGCUCUGCUAUCCGCGUAGUCCCCGUUCCGGAAUUCUCCGACUGGGCUCCUCUCUGCCACACUCCCAGGACUAUCCACAAACCCUCCCUCAGUCCGGCCAUUCCAACUGGGCUGUUUUCCAUCACCGCUGCCGAGGUUCGAGCAGCUAUGAACAACUAUGUGACAUUUAUGCUGCAGAAUACCGGCUCCCUCAACAACAAAGCACUACUCAUCCACGACAUUAUCACUGACAGAAGCAUUGACAUCCUAUGCUUAACAGAGACAUGGCAAAAUCAGCAGGACUUUGUGACACUCAAUCAAGCUACACCCCCAGGCUAUUUGUACAUCCAGAAGCCCCGCUCCCUGGGUCGUGGCGGUGGAUUGGCUGUUAUCCACCGAGCUGGCAUCCUGGUUAAAGAACUCCCAGUACCUACUACCACCUCAUUUGAGUGUGUUGUCUUCAAACUGGCUGGGUCUGCUCCGCUCCAGGUUGCCCUCAUUUACCGCCCACCUAAAGCUUCCACUACCUUCCUGUCUGAGCUGUCUGAGUUACUCACCUCUCUCUGCUCCAUGUCUCCAUCAACUCUCCUGCUCGGUGAUUUUAACAUCCACGUUGACUCCAGUAACUGCACAUUCGCUGCUGAAUUCCUCUCACUUUUGGACUGCUUCAGCAUCCAGCAACAUGUCCUGGGCCCCACCCACAUCAAAGGCCACACGCUGGAUCUGGUGUGCUCUACCGGCUCUCCGCCCCCCGACCUACAGCGCCUCGACCUGGCUGUAUCUGACCAUCACGCUAUCCUCUUCACUGUUCCGGUCUCCCUGCCCUGGCAGCAUCCUCAACGCACCAUUAUGUUUAGGAACAUUAAGACUGUGAGUGCACCGGCCCUAUCCGACCUGAUAGCUACCCACAUGGCCUCGGCUCCCUCCGACUCCACCGUGGACGGCCUGGAAACAGUUUGUCUCCAUCAGUGGCUCGAACUCACCCCCAGCCCCAGUCCCACCGGUGUUCCCCAGGGCUCUGUGCUUGGCCCCCUCCUGUUCACCAUUUACAUGCUCCCCCACGGCCAGAUCAUCCGACAUCAUGGACUCAAUUUCCACUGCUACGCUGAUGAUACCCAACUGUAUCUCAGCACCACUCCAUCCUCCCAGCUCCCCCCUCAGUCUCUCAUCAACUGCCUGCAUGACAUCAAAACAUGGAUGUCUUCCAACUAUCUUAAGCUGAACAGCAAUAAAACAGAGCUCAUGGUUGUGGCACCCAAGGCCCUGCUCCAGAAGGUUGGUGACUUCGUCCUCGAGGUCGACGGCUGCUCUAACUCCCCAUCUCCUGAAGCCCGCAAGCUGGGUGUCAUCCUCGACUCCACCCCUUCCUUCCAUUCCCACGUCAAAUCUGUGACCAAAUCGGCCUUUUACUACCUAAGGAACAUUGCCAGACUCCGACCGUCACUCUCGGAGUCGGUUGCCGAAACCCUAGUGCAUGCUUUUGUCACCACCCGCUUGGAUUACUGCAAUGGUGUCCUGUUCUGGGUUCCCAACAAAACCCUGGACAGGCUCCAAAACUUGUUUGGGGCCUUGCUGCGAGGCUGUUGCGCUGACCUCUCCUACCUGAACCUCUCCAAGAACUCCUUCUCUCACAGGAAAGCGAGAGAUUCUCUGCCAACUUUCCGCCAGUUCUUCAGCUCCGCAUUCAGCCUGACCCAUGUCAGCCUGGCCUCGGUGAAAGUCCCUCCUGAUAUGCUGAGGGCUCUGUUUCUAGGUCUGUCCAAUAACCCUCAUAUCAUUGACUUACACCUGGACAUCAGCAGCUGUGAGUUAAGGUCAGCAGGUGCUGGCGUUAUACAGGAGCUGUUUCCUCGAGUUGCGUGCGUGGGGACUUUAGACAUCUCUGAUAAUGGUUUAGAUGCUGACUUGCUGGCUGUCAUCCCAGCGUUCUCCAGGCACCCGUCCCUCAAACACCUGAUGCUGGGGAAGAACUUCAACAUCAAGGGCAGGGUGCUGGAGGAAAUUCUGCAGAAACUGGUUCAUUUGGUGCAAGAGGAAGAGUGUGCCCUGCACUCCCUCUCCCUGGCCGACUCGAGGCUCCGUCAGCGGGGCACAGUGAUGGUCAACGCCCUGGGCUCCAAUGCCUGCCUACGGAAGGUCGACCUGAGCGGAAACCUGCUGGAGGACUCCGGGGCCAAGAUGCUCAGCAAAGCCCUGCAGAUCAACACAACGCUCAGGUGUGUGUUGAAUGCUAAAG
Molecule: messenger RNA, 2281 nt
Organism: Notothenia coriiceps (black rockcod)
Lineage: Eukaryota; Metazoa; Chordata; Actinopteri; Perciformes; Nototheniidae
Source: RefSeq, a predicted model, not a curated record